Messenger RNA from Trachemys scripta elegans, 4069 nucleotides. Its product is annotated as zinc finger protein 777-like. Gene Ontology annotation, biological process: regulation of DNA-templated transcription. NCBI's taxonomy places the organism in Eukaryota, Metazoa, Chordata, Testudines, Emydidae. The record is from RefSeq and is a predicted model, not a curated record.
UCCCGGGCCCCGGCAGCCAGGCCGCGGCUCCCCCCGGCGGCGCUCGCUCUGCCCAGCCCGGAGCGGGAGCGGAGCUCGGGUUCGGGUCCGGAUCCCGCCGCCCGGCCAGCAGCGCUCCUCGGGCCGCCCCCGGGCCGCGGUGAGGGGCGAGCUCCGGGCCGGGACAAAGGGCCAUGGCCGAGCGGGCCGCUGCCCAGGCUCCAGAAUGGGACAUGGAGCCCCAGCACUGGCCUCUUUCACAGCCCCAUGCUUUCCCCCGCCGGACGUCUGAGAGAGAAACCCCGCUGCACGCUGCGGAGAUCUCCCUGAGUCUAGUGGCUGCCAUUCAAGCUGUGGAGAGAAAAGUUGAUGCUCACGCCAUCCGGUUGCUGAAUCUGGAAGGGAGAACAGGGACGACGGAGAAGAAAUUGAUAGGCUGUGAGAAAACCGUGGUGGAGUUCGGGAACCAGCUGGAGAGUAAGUGGGCCGUGCUGGAGACUCUGAUCCAGGAGUACGGGGUACUGCAGAGGAGGCUGGAGAACAUGGAGAACCUGCUGAAGAACAGGAACUUCUGGGUCCUGAGGCUCCCCCCAGGCACUAAGGGGGACGUCCCCAAGGUCCCAGUGCCGUUCGAUGACGUCUCCGUCUAUUUCUCCGAGCAGGAGUGGGAGAACUUAGACGGAGGGCAGAAGGAGCUGUACAAGAACGUGAUGAAGGGGAACUACGAGACCCUGAUCUCGCUGGACUACGCCGUCUCCAAACCCGACGUCGUGUCCCAGAUAGAGCAGGGGGAGGAGCCGUGUGUCAGAGAUCGGGAGGACUCCGAGAGCAGAGAGAUCCCUCCAGAGCCCUGCUCGGCAGAUAGCAGGGUGGUGGUCAAAGUGGAGGAGGAGAGCCCUGAGGAGGAGCCGGAGCACCUGGAGCUACAAAGGACGUUGCCAGAAAUGGAGGUUUUCCAGUGUCUGGAACAGGGAACGACCCAUGAGGAGAGUCUGUGCAGCCCUGAGAGGGAGCCCGCGGACCUGCCCGGAAACGGCCUGGAGAAGCCGACUCGGUGCGGGACAGACCCCCAGGAGCUCCAGCCGUUGCUUGUUCACCUGCAGAGCCCCGCGGCAGCCAGGUUGUUCGUCUGCGCCGAGUGUGGGAAGACCUUCCGCAGCCGGCAGCAUCUCACCCUGCAUCAGAGGGACCACACGGGAGCAGGGGCCUGCCUGCCGCAGUCCAGGGAGAGCUUUGCCCUGAAACCCAGCCCCAAACCCCACCCCGGAGCCCAGGCGGGAGGCAAACCCUACAAGUGCUCCGAGUGCGAGCGCAGCUUCUGCCACAAGUCCAGCCUGCGGAAGCACCACCUGGCGCACACCGGGGAGCGGCCCUACACCUGCGCCGAGUGCCGGAAGAGCUUCAAGCAGAGGGUGAGCCUGGUGCUGCACCAGCGGAUCCACUCGGGGAGGAGCGAAGGCUCCUUCAUCUGCACGCAGUGCGGCAAGUACUUCAGCCACCACUCCAACCUGACACGGCACCUGCGCAUCCACACGGGGGAGCGGCCCUACAAGUGCACCGAGUGCGAGAAGAGCUUCACGCGCAACCAGUACCUGGUGGAGCACCAGCGCAUGCACGCGGGCGAGCGCCCCUAUCACUGCGCCGAGUGCGGCAAGAGCUUCCGCUACAAGCGCUCGCUCUACUACCACCAGAACAUCCACCCCGGGAAGGGCUUCCCUGGGCUGGGGCCAGGGCCGGGCCACGUGGGGCUGCCCCCUAGAGCCUUCGGGGCUGCGGGCUGGGCCCAGGGAGGCGAGUGGUCAGCGACUGGGGGCGGCCCUGCCCCGGAGAGCGCCCGGCGCCGCGAUCCCCGCCGCCAGGGGCCGCUGCCGCCCCGUUCCGCUCCUCCCCGCCCCGCCGCUCCCGGGCCCCGGCAGCCAGGCCGCGGCUCCCCCCGGCGGCGCUCGCUCUGCUCCGCCCGGCAGCGGGGCCGGCCCGUGGCGAGGCGAGGCGAGGCGGCGCCGGGACUCUGCCCAGCCCGGAGCGGGAGCGGAGCUCGGCCGGGCCGGGCCGGGCCCGCUGGAGAAGCCCCGCCCGGGGGGGCCAUGGCCGAGCGGGCCGCUGCCCAGGCUCGGGAAUGGGACAUGGAGUCCCUGCACUCGGCUCCUCUGCAACCCCACGUUGUCCCCAAGCGAAGGGCUGUGGGAGAAACCCAGCUGCAAACGGCAGAGAUCUCCCUGUGGACUGUAGUGGCUGCCAUUCAAGCUGUGGAGAGGAAGGUGGAUUCCCAUGCCACGCAGUUACUGAGUCUGGAGGGCAGAACAGGGACAGCAGAGAAGAAAAUAUCUGACACAGAGAAAGGAAUGAUGGAGUUUAGUAACCAACUGGCUGUGCUGGGAUCUCUGAUCCAGGAAUAUGGACUGAUGCAGAGGAGGCUGGAGAACAUGGAGAACCUGCUGAAGAACAGGAACUUCUGGAUCCUGAGACUCCCCCCAGGCACAAAGGGAGAAGUCCCCAAGGUGCCAGUGACGUUCGAUGAUGUUUCCGUCUAUUUCUCUGAGCAGGAGUGGGGGAAAUUGGAUGAUUGUCAGAAAGACCUUUACAAGAACGUGAUGAAAGGCAACUAUGAAUCAUUGAUCUCACUGGACUACGCCAUCUCCAAACCUGACCUUCUGUCCCGGAUUGAACGGGGGGAGGAGCCAUGGGAGGGGACUCAGGAGGACUCCGGGGAGAGCGUGAUCCCAAUGGAGCCUAGCACAGAAUCGCUGAGCCUUACUCAUGACAUUGUAUCGUGGGUAAAACAAGACGACUUGUACAUCAGGGAUCAGUGGGACUCAGAGGAGAGAGAGAUCUCUACAGAGCCCAACACAGCAGAUGACGAGGUUGUAGUCAAAGCUGAGGAGGGAAUCCCGGUGAGCCUGGAGUUGUACAGCACGUUGCCUGGACGACUAGAAGAGACUGUUUUCCAGUACCCUGAGCAGGAACCGAUCUGUGAUGAUCAGGGCAACGUCAGCAUCCAGGGAGAAUACCCUGAUGGGAACAGACUGGGGGACUCGGCUGCAGGCGAGGGAGACUUCAGUAACUUCACCACAAUCAUUGUCCAAGAGGAGAGCCUCCCAGGAGAGGCACCGUACAUCUGUUCUGAAUGUGGGAAAAGCUUCCUCUACGAGCAGCAGUGCGUACUGCACCAGAGGAUUCAUGGCAGAGCCCACACGCCUCCUGAGCGCAGGGAGAGCUUCAAGCAAAACCACUGUCUCAAAUCCUGCCCACAGAGCCAGCCGGGGGAGAGACUCUAUAACUGCCCUGAGUGCGAACGGAGCUUCCCUCACAAGUCGAGCCUCAGCAAACAUCAGCUCUCCCACACGGGGGACCGGCCGUACACCUGUGCUGAGUGCAAGAAGAGCUUCCGGUUGAAGAUCAACCUCAUGAUACACCAGAGGAGUCACGCGGGGAAGAGCCGGGGCUUGUAUAUCUGCAAUGAAUGUGGGAGGGGCUUUAACCACCAUUCGAACUUCAUUAGGCACCAGAUGAUCCACACUGGGGAGAGACCCUAUGGCUGCACCGAGUGUGGGAAAACCUUCAUGCGAAAGGAGCACCUCCUGACCCACCGGCGCCUGCACACGGGAGAGCGGCCCUACCAGUGCACCGAGUGCCGGAAGAGCUUCACCCGCAAGCAGCAUCUGGUGGGACACCAACGCAUCCACACGGGGGAGAAACUCUGGGGGACGCUGGCAGCACAGAGACGCUUGCACGACUUGCCAGGCAAAGCGCACAGGGGAGAGCCUGUGUCGCUGCACUCGAUGCACAAGGAGUUCCCCCCGUAGAUGCUGUGUUAAAUGCUACCAGGGAGCUCUGGCUGGGGACAAUGAUCAUGAUGGCAUCUGAGCAAGGGAGUGAGACCAAGUCUCUGGGUGUUGAACAGAGAACUAAGUGUCAGCGGGAUGAUCUGUGGAGAGGUCUAGGCUGCUGCUUUGUUAACAGUUGAGUCCAUUCCCACUAUGGCAAAAAAACAGCUAGGCAGCCUCAGUGCUCCAUGGGAAGCUUGUUGUUCUUUUCCUGUGUUUCUCUCUUGCUAAUUCAUUACACUAAAGGUAGUUGCAUCUUUCUUAAA